AUGGCUAGACCACCGCCAUCUCGUGCUCUCUUCGAGUACGAAGCGAGUCACAACGCUAUCGUCUGCGGCCCCUAUCGCAUUGGGAUCACGGCCCGUCUGAAGGAGCGCCACCUCUAUGAAACACAUGGGAUCCUCAACUCCGCCGAAUGCCAGCGACACCUAGCAGCCAUCCCGGACGGGACCGCCCCGCUCUACGACCACUCCGACUUUACACCCCUCCCAGACGGUUCCCAACCGUUGCCGUUGCUCGCGAUCCACGAUCUCUGGAUAUGCGACACGUGCGGAUUCCGGUCCAAAAGUGACCGACUGGUCAAGAACCACAGCCGAGGGAAUCACGACCACGAUCCAUCCCAAGCGCAGAAGCUAGGAAUCUAUCGGGUCUAG
Messenger RNA from Penicillium riverlandense, 384 nucleotides. RefSeq lists its product as uncharacterized. The record is from RefSeq and is a predicted model, not a curated record. The coding region runs from base 1 to 384 and encodes 127 amino acids. The transcript has a single exon. NCBI's taxonomy places the organism in Eukaryota, Fungi, Ascomycota, Eurotiomycetes, Eurotiales, Aspergillaceae.